CACUGUUAUUUCAGCCCUGUCUCACGUCUCGAUUGUAAUCCUCACACCUUUAUCAUCCACGCCGUCUCCUUCAUUUUAGUUUGCUCGUCUUUUCCUUUCACCAAAACGGUCUUACCUACCAAGCUGCCUUUGUCGUCUUCCUAAUACGCUUUGGAAGUUGGGUUCUCUUCCACGCGAGACUUGACGACCUCGGCAAGAUGAAGGUCAGAAGUCAACCUGCUGCCGCGCUGUUCGGUUUUUCACUCUUUCAAGCAGUCUCCGCCGGUGUAUUAGGCCGCUAUGAGCUGAGCCAGCCUGUUGUCGAUGAGAAUGCCCUCGCGAGCGGGUCGUCGUCAAGGCUGGCGUCCAUCUCCCUAGCCGAAGCACGAGCGGUGGCCGACCGUCAACUUGCGCUGGCGGACGCGGCGCUCGGAUCGACGGACAUGCUGGACAAACGUGUUGUCGGCACCAUUGGCUGCAAUGGUUUCUCCUACUCGGGCACGCUCAAGCUCGUUUCAAGGUCGACAGGCAAAGCCAAGAAUGCCGCUUUUGAAGGUAUUCGGAACAAAGAUGGACUGCAGAUGCUCGACGUCGGCCACGGCGAGGUUAGCGCUCCAGCACAGUCGUUCCGUUUCGAUGCUUGCAGCAGCAGCUUCAUGAAGUGGCACAGGCAAGACGACAAGGCGGCGACAGUGUGGUAUGGGCAUCUCCGAUGGGAGCAGAGCCCUCAUCAUUGCGUUUCAGGAGCACAGCUCGCUCAGUCGACUUCCAGGCUGGUGAACGACCAAUGUUCCUACUCGGAUGACAGUUCUCAGAUGAUGCAAUACUGGUCGCUCACAAAACAACCCAGCUCAAACGGAUUCAGCUACAACCUCGCCUUUAUCGGCGAGCCGCGCGACGAUCCAGACGGCGACUUUAGCGGGAAGUACACGCUUGGCCGUGAGACGCUGGCGCAGAACGGCAGCGGCACGCACUAUGUCAAGCUCAACUAUGUCGAUGAUGGUAGCCCCGCGAGCGCGUACUACCUGAAACUCGUGUGAGGUGCUAGACGCUUCCUCGCGCCCCGUCGAACAGUCCCCUCGUCUCGUUGCGUCACGCUCCUUUCCCCCCAACCUUUCUAUUUCCGACUUUCCGUGCUGUGCGGAUAUACACAGCCCCGAUCUGAAGGACGUGCUGCGCGCGUCCUUUCUCUUCUGCCAUUGCAUGACUAGAACGUGAUACGGGGCCCCUUUGGGCAUCCUCUUGCCUUUCACCUUUGCGUGCUCCUCUCCUCUCAUUCCUUGCCGCAACCAACCCUGCUCCCGCCCUAUUCGCCUUUGCUGAUCCGCUCUCCCUAGUCACAUGACCACUGUACUGUACUAACCAGAUCAAAUGAUGCCAAGUCGCUUGACAUGCGAUGUUCCAAUGGCCAAUCCAACUUGGAG
Messenger RNA from Tilletiaria anomala UBC 951, 1403 nucleotides. RefSeq lists its product as uncharacterized. NCBI's taxonomy places the organism in Eukaryota, Fungi, Basidiomycota, Exobasidiomycetes, Georgefischeriales, Tilletiariaceae. The transcript is spliced from 3 exons. The record is from RefSeq and is a predicted model, not a curated record. Bases 198 to 1019 code for a protein of 273 amino acids.